This is a messenger RNA of Gekko japonicus, 1113 nucleotides long. RefSeq names its product opsin 1 (cone pigments), long-wave-sensitive (gene OPN1LW). The transcript has 6 exons. The record is from RefSeq and is a predicted model, not a curated record. Gene Ontology annotation, biological process: visual perception; phototransduction; G protein-coupled receptor signaling pathway. Gene Ontology annotation, cellular component: photoreceptor outer segment; membrane. Gene Ontology annotation, molecular function: G protein-coupled receptor activity. Lineage: Eukaryota; Metazoa; Chordata; Lepidosauria; Squamata; Gekkonidae.
AAGGCAGCGGGGGCCAUGACGGAAGCCUGGAACGUGGCUGUCUUUGCAGCCCGCCGGAGCAGGGACGAUGACGACACCACCCGAGGAAGCGUGUUCACUUAUACCAACACCAACAACACCCGGGGCCCUUUCGAAGGUCCAAACUAUCACAUUGCACCACGAUGGGUCUACAACUUGGUCUCUUUCUUCAUGAUUAUCGUUGUCGUCGCUUCCUGCUUCACCAAUGGGUUAGUCUUGGUGGCCACCGCCAAAUUCAAGAAGCUGCGGCAUCCGCUCAACUGGAUCCUGGUGAACUUGGCAUUUGUGGAUCUGGUUGAGACGCUCGUCGCCAGUAUCAUAAGUGUGAUCAACCAGAUCUUUGGCUACUUCAUCCUGGGCCACCCCCUGUGCGUGAUAGAGGGGUACGUCGUAUCCUCUUGCGGUAUCACAGGCCUCUGGUCUCUGGCCAUUAUCUCCUGGGAACGCUGGUUCGUCGUCUGCAAGCCCUUUGGAAACAUCAAGUUUGAUUCCAAACUGGCCAUAAUUGGCAUUGUCUUCUCCUGGGUAUGGGCGUGGGGCUGGUCAGCACCACCCAUCUUUGGGUGGAGUAGGUACUGGCCCCACGGUCUGAAGACAUCCUGCGGUCCUGACGUCUUCAGUGGCAGCGUUGAGCUCGGCUGCCAGUCCUUCAUGCUGACCCUCAUAGUCACCUGUUGAUUCUUAACGCUCUUCGUCCUCCUCUUCUGCUACCUGCAAGUGUGGAUGGCUAUCCGUGCGGUGGCCGCCCAGCAGAAAGAGUCCGAGUCCACACAGAAGGCCGAGAGGGAGGUGUCCAGAAUGGUGGUAGUCAUGAUCGUGGCCUUCUGUGUCUGUUGGGGACCCUAUGCCACCUUUGUCAGUUUUGCUGCUGCCAACCCCGGCUAUGCCUUCCACCCCCUCGCUGCUGCCUUGCCUGCCUACUUUGCAAAGAGCGCCACCAUCUACAACCCAGUCAUCUACGUCUUCAUGAACAGACAGUUCCGUAACUGCAUAAUGCAGCUCUUUGGCAAGAAGGUGGAUGACGGCUCCGAAGCCUCUACCACAUCCCGCACGGAGGUCUCCUCUGUCUCUAACUCCUCCGUGGCACCAGCAUAA